Molecule: messenger RNA, 2091 nt
Organism: Schistocerca americana (American grasshopper)
Lineage: Eukaryota; Metazoa; Arthropoda; Insecta; Orthoptera; Acrididae
Exons: 2
Coding region: 693-1094 (133 amino acids)
Source: RefSeq, a predicted model, not a curated record
AGUUCAAUCCCGCGUCCGGCCAUACUGAUUUAGCUUUUGGCAGUAAAGCAAGGUCACUUGGGCUAUCUCUACUAGGGGGGGAUUGGACUACCUAAGUCACCUCUUCCUAUGAACUGGAGGGGGGAAAGGACUCGAACUGAAGUCUUUAUUUCAUGCAGUACAGCCAUGCAGUGUGUGUGCUCACCACAAGCUCCAGAUUCCAACUGACUUAGUACACAGUACCACCACCAGAGGGCGCUGUCAUCUGUCCCAUGACAUAAUCCAACAUGGCUGCCAUGAUGUCAACUGAUGGCACAAGUACUGUUAGCCAAGAUGACUGCAAACAGUGGGUUCACCACGAGGUCCGGCUCUAGUAUACAGUACCACCACCAGAGAGUGCUGCCGUGACAUGAGCUGAUGAUGUGACUACCGUUAUUCGAGGUGGCUGCAUACAUUGUGUUCACCACAUGGUCUAGUGCCCAGUAGUCACUAGAGGGCACUGUCGCUCAUGACGUCAUCUGAUGAUGCGAGUACAGUUACCCAAGAUGGCCGCAUACACUGUAUUCUCCAUGAGGUCUAAGUGGUCUAGUACAUGCUGCCACCAUCAGAGCACGUGAUCGUUCAUUCUGUGACGUAACCCAAGAUGGUGGGUGAAAUGGUGGGAACUAAUAGGAGCACUUAAUCUGGUCACAUGCUAGACUUCAGCCAAUAGGAUGGUAGUAUCUGGUGAUGUCAUUGUAGGAGACAUAGGUGAGGCGCAGCAGCUCUGGGGCCUCAGUCUUGUUCAGUCAAUCAGCAGCAUCAGACGAAGAAGAAGAAGAAGAAGAAGAAGAAAAACAAUGAGGCAUCAACAGCAGUUGCACCACAGCACAGUCAUGCUGAACAGGAUUAAAUGGAAAGGAUCGAGGGCCAACAUGCCAAGCUCUGUGGCCACAUCCAGGCCUGUAGCCACCUUGGCUGCCAUCUCAUCGAGACCUACAGCAACAGCCUCCAGCAUGUCUGAACCAGUAGGGGCAACGUGGGAUCCGGUAGCGCACAUGGCACAAUUGAUGGAGCAGGACAAGGAGUUCCUGUUGUCUGUCCCAGACAUUGAUUUGUGUGAUGAGGACAACUGAUCUGCACCCGACACAUCGAAUGCUGUCGCUGGUAGUGUUAAACAACAAGAUGGAGGUCAAUACUGGUCACCAACAUAUGGCCCAUCCUGGCAGAACAUUUCUGUGAUAGUGCAACCACGGAGUGCAGAUACUGUGGAUAAGAAGGUGUCGAGUUCACCUACACGUUUGACCUCCACAUGCAAUUUAACUCCCAGUGGGUCGAAACAUGUGAACAUUGCUAUAGAAGAGCAUCAUGUCUGGGGGUUGCAUGUGAGAAUGGAGAUUGAAAAUGUAUCCAAAUGUGUUAAAGUGCCAAUUUCUGAGUUCGACUGGGAUGAAAUAUGUCGUGCAGAGAGCUACAUCAAUCAGCAGAUGACUACAGAGUAUUAUCCAACUCGUUCUCCCCAGACAUUUGCCUUACUGGUGUGACACUUUCUAUUACAACAGGGUAUGAUGACUGUGCAUUAUGUGUGAAAUUGGGUGGCAGCUGUGUUUAUCUAAGACUGUGUUUAUCUAAGACAUGCCUAAGUAAAUAAAUGUUGUGUGACUAGGGCCUCUUGUCGGGUAGACCGUUCGCCGGGUGCAAGUCUCUCGAUUUGACGCCACUUUGAAGGCUUGUGCGUCGAUAGGGAUGAAAUGAUAAUGAUUAGGACGACACAGCACCCAAUCCCUGAGUGAGGAAAAUCUCCGAUCCAGCCAAGAAUCGAACCUGGGCCCUUAGGAUUGGCAUUCUGUCGCACUGACCUCUCAGGUACUGGGGGCAGACGUGCCUCAGUUAUGAAGUUAUACAGUCUGGACAUUGCCAUUCGUCUUGCACAGGACAGACUGAACCAUUGGCUGCCAGCAUAGACUCUGCAUGCAGUGAUGUUGUAAACUCCCUACGUAUGUAUAGUAUACAUGUUGACAAUCUUAAGCAACACCUUUGUUCGCAAAUGAAUGCUAAACCUAAAGAGAAACAGAUUAAAUUGUGUGUGUGUGUGUGUGUGUGUGUGUGUGUGUGUGUGUGUGUGUGUGUGUG